Molecule: messenger RNA, 306 nt
Organism: Funneliformis geosporum
Lineage: Eukaryota; Fungi; Glomeromycota; Glomeromycetes; Glomerales; Glomeraceae
Source: the annotation of a GenBank genome assembly
AUGACCCCAUCAUUUGGAAUUUUAGUUGAUGAAUCUACACGAAGUAAAGCAAAAUACUUUGUUUUAUGUUAUCAAUUUUGGAAUCAGAAAAAUCAAAUAUCUGUUAUAACUGUGGCUCAUCUUGAGGAUAUUCCUAGAUGUAAUGCAAAUACUAUAUUUAAUACUGUUACAAAGUAUAUACAACAAGAUGGUUUUUCUUUUAAUAAAUGUGCAUUAUGGGUAACAGACAAUACAGCUUAUAUGUCAGGAGAAAAGAAAGAAGCUGUUAUUCUCUUUAAUAAAAAAAAUGACACAAAUGCAAUCUGA